AGUAACAGUGUCAUGUGCGGGGCUGCAGACUGUAAACGGCAGGCUUGAGUUCACGCAUUAUUAACGCCAGAGCGAUUCACUCUGUCUUAUGCUCGUGUUUUGUUUUGUUUCUGUUUUUUCUUUUUAGUUUUUGAGGAUGACGAGUAAAAUGAAGUUCGUUCGGUCUCUGAUGAAGGCUGCAACUCUGGCCAACGUGCCCAAACACAUCGAUCACUUCUCCAAGUUCUCACCUUCUCCUCUGUCAAUGAAGCAGUUCUUGGAUUUCGGUUCGACCAAUGCCUGUGAGCGCACUUCGUUCGUCUUCCUUCGUCAGGAGCUUCCGGUCCGUCUGUCCAACAUCAUGAAGGAGAUCAGUCUGCUGCCAGACCGGCUGCUGGUCACGCCCUCUGUCCAACUGGUCCAGAACUGGUACGUCCAGAGCUUGAUGGAGAUCCUGGAGUUUCUGGACAAAAACCCAGACGACCAGAAAGUCCUCGAGACGUUUGUAGAGGUCUUAGAGGCCAUCAGGAACCGGCACAACGACGUGGUCCCCACCAUGGCUCAGGGAGUAAUUGAAUACAAAGAUGCCUUUGGCAAGCAGGAUGCCGUUACUGACCAUAACAUCCAGUACUUCCUGGACCGCUUCUAUACCAGCCGCAUCUCCAUCCGCAUGCUCAUCAACCAGCACACUCUGGUCUUCAAUGGAAACAUAAACCCCGCCCACCCCAACACCAUUGGCUGUAUUGACUCCACAUGUGACGUGACGGAGGUUGCACGAGAUGCCUAUGAGAGCGCUAAGUUGCUGUGUGAGCAGUAUUACCUCGGAGCACCGGAGCUGGAGCUGAGGCAAAUGAAUGCCAACAACAUCAGAGAGCCCAUCCAUAUCUCAUACAUCCCAUCUCACCUGUAUCACAUACUCUUUGAACUUUUCAAGAACGCAAUGAGAGCAACCAUUGAGACUCAUGAGGCCAGCAGGACCCUGCCGCCCAUUAAAGUCAUGGUCGCCCUUGGUGGAGAGGACCUGUCAAUCAAGAUGAGUGACAAAGGAGGUGGCGUUCCUUUCAGGAAGACAGAGCGUCUGUUCAGCUACAUGUACUCCACAGCUCCCAGACCGUCCAUAGAAGACAAACACAGAGCACCACUGGCAGGAUUUGGCUAUGGCCUUCCCAUCUCCCGUCUCUACACGCGCUAUUUCCAGGGAGACUUACAGCUGUACUCUAUGGAGGGUAGUGGCACUGACGCCGUCAUACACCUGAAGGCGUUGUCUACAGACUCAGUGGAGAGGCUCCCAGUUUUUAACAAGACCGCUUUGCGUCACUACAAGCUGAGUUUGGAGGCAGAUGAUUGGUGCAUUCCAACCAAGGAGCCGCUGGACCUGGCCAUCUACCGCGCUGCAAAGUGAUUCAGCACUAACAUGAUGACCCGACACAAACACUUACAAGCUGACCAUAAAAUGUCCUUUAAAGGCAGGGCAUUGUGGGACCAGAACUACUGGGGGUGGAUGGGAGCGCAGUCCCAAUUGUCUGGGAACUUUCUUGAUUGGAGCGAGCGUGUGGUAUCUUCUUCCGCUUUUAUGAGUGCCAUAGAUAAAGGACGGAAGGAAUGAGGUUGACAUUCUGAGUCAAGGUGGCGGGCAGUCGAAGUGGAGAUGGAAAGAGGGAGUUAGAUUGUAGCUAUGAAUGAUUUGAAGAAAACACUUCAUUGGGCAGGGCUAUAAAAACCAGUAAAAACUGUGUUUAAAGAACUAAAUAAUUGUCCAUUUAUAUGACAAAUUGCUGGUACUGUGUAUUAAAUUGACAGCUUAUAAUACUAAUAAACUGACAGCUCUUCUGUCUCUGAUUGAGCUAAUGUAAGCUUCACAUAUGUGCUGCUUUAUAGCUUUAAAUACGGGACUCUCAGAUUCAGAACCUUACCAGUGACAAGAUUAAAAUAAAGACAUGUUACUGGUUCAACUGGGACAAUUUGACAACUGUUACACUCUCUGCCAACUGUCUGUCAUUUGCACUCAACAUUAGCUACCAGCUAGCUAGUAGCUUCUUGUCAGAUUGAUGUGUACAUGUCUAUGUACAUAAACACAGUCUACUGUACUAGAUAAAAAUGAUACAGAUGCAGCAUGCAGAGAGAAUAUUAACCACUGAGUAACGUCAGUCAGCUAUAAAUGGCAAAAUUGUCUUUACUCCGUAUGAGUCGGUGGUUGCUGAUUGAUUUAAGACAACGUUGAAGUAAGUUAUGUUAAAAUGUUCCAAACCUUGUCAACGUUGGAGCUUGGAGCAUUUGCUUUGGAGCACAACAACAAUGUUCUUUUUAUGGUACUUUUUAUGGCAUCGGUUUACUUUGGAGCCGACAUCAUAUCAGCAGCGAGAUGUUCAGAUGACACAAAGAGGCUGUGGAACGCUAGCCUGGAACAAAAAGCAAUGUCUUCCAGUAAAUUAUUAUAACCCUAACCUCACAGAGAAAAACAUUUUUCACCCAAACGGUCAGUUGUGAUUAUUAUUAUUUUAUUUUUUUUACUCUUUAGGGGGCUUAACAGGUUUGUGUGAAUCAAUGAAUACUAUGCACUUGUCUUGUCUUGAGCACAUGAACUGUAAGUGAAUCCUCUUUUUAAUUCCUGUUUUGUGGCCUUUAAGAUGCAGAACAAUGUUUAGCUGUUCAGUUACUGAUGGUGAACAAGGAUUAAGGAUUAUUAUGGUUAGGGUUUAGCAGGUACUGUAACACUGUCAAAUAGUUAUGUAAACGAUCCUGACAGUAAUGGUUAUCCAUUAACUAGCUUUACUAAAAGUGUGAAAGCAAACUGCAAUGUGUGUAUUUGACUGUGCAUGUUAUAUUGUGACAACGGCACACAAUGGCAAUGUGUGCUCCGACACUGUGUUACUGUGUCACUUGAAACCUGUAUUGUGUUGUAUAUUUGAACUGUUCAUAUUAGAGGACUUCUAUUUUUUCUAAAGAAACAUUUGGAAAAUAAAUCAUCCUGAAAUUCAUUUCA
Molecule: messenger RNA, 2962 nt
Organism: Larimichthys crocea (large yellow croaker)
Lineage: Eukaryota; Metazoa; Chordata; Actinopteri; Sciaenidae
Product: pyruvate dehydrogenase (acetyl-transferring) kinase isozyme 2, mitochondrial
Exons: 11
Coding region: 137-1381 (414 amino acids)
Biological process (GO): regulation of glucose metabolic process; protein phosphorylation
Cellular component (GO): mitochondrion
Molecular function (GO): pyruvate dehydrogenase (acetyl-transferring) kinase activity
Source: RefSeq, a predicted model, not a curated record